Hirundo rustica (Barn swallow) is the source of this 1377-nucleotide messenger RNA. RefSeq names its product FAM3 metabolism regulating signaling molecule C (gene FAM3C). The transcript has 11 exons. Lineage: Eukaryota; Metazoa; Chordata; Aves; Passeriformes; Hirundinidae. The record is from RefSeq and is a predicted model, not a curated record. The coding region runs from base 196 to 879 and encodes 227 amino acids.
CCUGCUCGGGCCGGGGCAGCCUUCGCGGCGCGGCCGCCGAGGAGACGCCGCGGGACGUGUCCGCGCCCUACAGCCCCGGUUAUAUUCUCUGUUACUACAUUAAGUUUCCUUAGUGAGCAAAAUCAUAUGAGCUGGAGCAGCCUGGCAGGUGGCUGUUUUAAUGCAAUAGUGUCAUUAGCUGGCUGAAGACUAAACAUGAGAAUAGCAGGUGCUGCAAAGUUGGUAGUAGUCAUAGCAAUAUUUUUAUUGACGUUUUAUGUCAUAUCUCAAGUGUUUGAAAUAAAAAUGGAUGCAAACUUAGGCCACAUAUUUGCCAGAUCAGCAUUGGAUGCAGCUGCACGCUCUACAAAACCUCCAAGAUACAAGUGUGGGAUCUCUAAAGCUUGUCCUGAAAAGCAUUUUGCAUUCAAAAUGUCAAGUGGAGCAGCAAAUGUAGUUGGACCUAAAAUCUGUGUAGAGGAUAAUGUUUUAAUGAGUGGAGUUAAAAAUAAUGUUGGCAGAGGAAUAAAUAUUGCCUUGGUCAAUGGUAGAACAGGAGAAUUAUUAGAUACCAAGUUCUUUGACAUGUGGGGAGGAGAUGUGACACCACUAAUUGAAUUUCUGAAGACCAUCCAGGAUGGAACGAUUGUGUUAAUGGCAACAUAUGAUGACGGUGCAACCAAGCUUAAUGAUGAAGCACGGAAACUGAUCGCUGAAUUAGGAAGCACAUCCAUUACGAACCUUGGCUUCAGAGACAACUGGGUCUUCUGCGGUGGUAAAGGAAUUAAGACUAAAAGUCCAUUUGAACAGCAUAUAAAGAAUAACAAGGACACAAACAAGUAUGAAGGCUGGCCAGAAGUUGUUGAGAUGGAAGGAUGUAUCCCUCAGAAGCAAGAGUAAAUGAAAACAGAAGAAAAGGAAAAAGAAUAUGGAAGAAAAUGCACUUUCUGCUAUUAUUAGAGAGAGGGCUAUGAAGGCGACUGUACUGUAAAAAUUAUUUUUAAAGCAUGCAGCCAACUUGUCAGUGUGUGCAUGAGCACUGAUAUUUUGAAUAUUUGGAUUAUUUAUUGCUAACACAUAUAGAAAUUCUUUUUGUAAAUAUGUCCAAAAUAAAAGAAACAUCCAAUCAUUUCUAUGCAGGUUUCUUAAAAGCACAGUAUUUAGUUUGCCUGUGGUAAAUAAUACAUGUAGAUAACUGGCUAAUAAAUUAUGUAUGUGGACAAUAAACAGAUUGUGACAAAUGUACUGUCCUCUUAACAGUGCAAUGUUGCUGUGACUAUGUAAACUUGGUGGAAUAUUGUAGAUUUUAGUAAUACGUCAAUAAGGAGCUUUAAUUUUUUUUAUUCUCUGCCUUUUUAAUGGCAGCAUCAAUUUUUAUUAAAGCUAUUUGGUUAUUCU